AUGUCUGCCGACACAUUACCGAUCAAGGUCACAUACUGCGGAGUAUGCACGCUGCCACCAGAAUACUGCGAGUUCGGCGGGACGACGAAGAAGUGUGAGGAAUGGCUAGCGGACGAGCAUCCCGCCAUGCACGAGGUGCUGUACUCGCAAGAGGCGCUCGCGCAGAACCUCUCCUCGCUCUCCGUCGAGGCGCAGAAGCGCGCGGAGAAGGACGCGGUCAAGAAGGCUAACAAGGCGGCGUCGGCGGAGAAGCGCGAGGCGGAGACGCGCGCCUCGUCCAAGAUCAUCAUCAAGCGCAUCGAGCGCAACAAGCGCAAGUACGUCACUGCCGUCUCCGGCCUGGAGGCCUUUGGCCUGGACAUGAAGAAGGUGUCCAAGGACUUUGGCAAGAAGUUUGCGACGGGCGCUAGUGUGACGAAGCUGCCCGGCGGCGGCGAGGAGAUUACCGUCCAGGGCGAUCUGAGCGAGGACAUUGAGGACUUCUUGGUCAAGACGUACAAGGAGGUCCCCGAGGACAACAUCGAGUUGGUCGAGGACAAGAAGAAGUCCAAGGGGGAGAAGGCCGCGGCGAACGUGCCUGCGCAGUGA
Molecule: messenger RNA, 588 nt
Organism: Ascochyta rabiei
Lineage: Eukaryota; Fungi; Ascomycota; Dothideomycetes; Pleosporales; Didymellaceae
Product: Translation machinery-associated protein 22
Exons: 4
Coding region: 1-588 (195 amino acids)
Biological process (GO): formation of translation preinitiation complex; translation reinitiation
Molecular function (GO): translation initiation factor activity; mRNA binding
Source: RefSeq, a predicted model, not a curated record